GGUUCCUGGGACAACUCCUCAAUCUUGUGGGACGUCGAAGUGUCCAAGGGAAUACAGCGGAUGGCUGCACACACCGACAGAGUUAUGUCAGUUGCAAACUGUUUCGACCCAAAUGUCUGCGUGUCAGUCUCGUGGGAUAAGAUGGUAUGCAUUUGGGACUUUCGAGUGUCAAGACCGGUUCACAUUUUGUCUGGCCAUUCGUCUCGUAUUCUGACUUGCUCGUUGAGCUACUCUAAUGUUUAUGAGUCUGUUUUGAUGACGGGGGGUGAAGCCUCUGAACUAAAACUGUGGGACUUGAGGAGAUUGCAGGAGAGAAGUUUGUAUGAAUAUCAUCAGGACACUGUUGUCGCAAGUACCUUCACGUCUACUGGUGAAUAUGCUGUAACG
Guillardia theta CCMP2712 is the source of this 387-nucleotide messenger RNA. RefSeq lists its product as hypothetical. The transcript has a single exon. NCBI's taxonomy places the organism in Eukaryota, Cryptophyceae, Pyrenomonadales, Geminigeraceae. The annotation marks the transcript as partial. Gene Ontology annotation, molecular function: protein binding. The record is from RefSeq and is a predicted model, not a curated record.